UUCGGGGCGAGCGUUGGGCUCCGCCGCGCAGCGCUGGGUGCUCGGUCCGCCUCAGCCGUGGGGAGCGAGCCAGGCCUCCCGCCGCCGCCGCCACCGCCUCGGGCUGGUGCAGCCCCGGGCCAGGCCCCAGCCGGGGCAGGAGCGCAGCCACAUGUUGCCGUUUGAUUGCUCACCAGUCCCGUUUGCCUCUCUACAGACAAGAGUUAGUGUGACUCUUUAGGCUUUGGGAUUUAUCCAUGCACGUUUUUUUUUCUUUUCUAAUACAGUUCAGUUAUCUUCCAUGGCUUCAUAUUGAGAUUGUACACUAUCUUUAGAUGAGAGUUUUCCCAGCUUUCAGCUGAAAUUGAACACAAGUGUCCAAAAGGAAUACUGGAAUUAUUGAAAGUGGGAUUUUGGCCUUCACUGGAAUAAAGUUAGUCAAGUUAUAUUGACUUGUUACAUCUCCCCAUAUUCCUGGAAAGGAUUUAGGUGGCAGUAUGUAUGGAGACUCCUUCACAGCCAGGCCUAGUGAGAGAGUUGCUGUAGUGAGUGCUCACUUUAUUAUCCUCCAGGCACCCUCCCCCAGGCACUAUGCCUUCUGUCCAUUGCAGUUUCUCACGGCAGGGUCACCCAGUGUCACUAACACCAACGGGACAUGAUUCUUUAUUUUACCUUGCUGCAGAGUCUAAAGUGAUUGCUCCUUUUAUGCAUAUUUUUUUCUGAUUUUAAAAGUACUACAUGUUCAUUGUGAGAAAUCUUGAAAAAAGACUUGUAAUCUCUAUCCUGAAAACUUUUUCCUCAUUGAAUUGUUUCUGUGACAACUGGUGUCUUCCUUUCCUCUUGUUUCUCUAGAUCAGAUCUGAAUCAGUUGGCCUGUGGCUAUUUCUGUCUUGCAGGCACUCAAGCCCAGCAUCUCUUAAACUGAACAGCUCUGCCUCUCCUAAAUAUGCUCAGCCGAUACCUUUGUGAUACCUCACUGGGAGGUACCACUCUUCAUGCAGUGCUAGAGCCAUAAGAUAAGGACCAAUCCUUGACUCCUCUCUUAGUCUCUAUUUUAUUCAGUAGUUAGAAUCUUAUUACUCCAUUUACUUGCCAUCUCUCCACUCCUAGCGCCUUAAUUCAGACUCUCUUUAUUUUUCCACCUGAGUUUCCCCAAAGCAUCAUCUACUUUUGAACCUCUGAGGACUUCAAAGCUUAACUUACAAAAUCAGGGCAUCUGUGACCGGUUCCUACACCCCAAGUCUGAGUGUGGUGCUGGUGGUCCUCUCUCCCCACUUCAUCCACACUUCUUCCCUCUGUCUUCUCCCACGCUCCCAUGGACUCACAGCACCCUGUACUAUGCUUAGGACAGGUAUUUCAUUCUGCUAUAAUUGCCUGUUUACUUUUAUGUCUCCUUAAGGGCAACUAUGUUUUAUUCAUAGUUGCAUCAGUAGUAUCCAGCCUGGAGUGGUUAGUAAACUUACGAUAAAUGGGUAGAAGGAAAUUCACAUUUUUAGGAUAAAGGUUAGUAGGAAAAAAAUGUGAGGCUGUUAUGUUAGUUUUGCAGUCCUGGCUGCCUAAAAAAAAUCUUAAUGAUAUGGUUGGACUUCCCUACCUGGUCUAGUGGUCAUGGUUCUGUGAAUAAGUCUUCCAAUGUGAAGUAUGCUAGGGUAAAGCUGAUAGGUUGGCUGGAGUGGGCUCCAGCACCUUGCGUUGCACUGACAGAAGGUAGGCUUUCCUGUAGCUAACAACAGUGUAGCAGAGAUGAUAGGACAGUUGUGCUAGGGAUGCACAGGAGGGCAUAAGUUAGUGUCUUGGUGAUUGGAUGUGUGCGUCAGGGAGAAGGAAUCUAAGUGACUCAGUUUCUGGCUUGAUGGAUUAGGUGCUUGAGGCUAUCAACUAGUAUUGUUGAUUUUGAAAUUCCUUUAGACAUCCAUGUAUGUCCACUAGGCAAUGGAUAUGAAGUUUGGGAGAGCAUGCCUGUGGAACGAUGGGAGAGUUAAAACUACAAGAGAUCACUUAGACAUAUAGUUUAAGUGGAGCAGUGGUUUAGAAAAAGAACCUGGAAGAACACUGAUCUUUAAGGGCUAGGGAAGAAAAGAGAGCUGGGAAGGCUGUGUCAAGGAAUCUGAGGAGUUGGAAUUGAAAAGGGGAUUAGCAAUGAAAAGGCCAUCAACUUUAUUGUGCUCUAAGGAGAGAAUAACAGGGCCUCUGUUAUGCACCUGAAGCCAUACUGGAAACUCCAGAAGAAAGAGUGCCCUCUGGAAGUCAGCAGGGAAACGCUGAGAACUCAUAUGAGCCACCAAAAGGCUAUAAGUGAUGAAAAAUGCAGAUCUAGCUACAUGAAACCAAGUGUCUUUCCUUCAGUCUCUCUUGGUAAAGCAUCAUCUCAAAAGCCUUUUGGGAUCCUUUCUCCAAAUGUUCUGUGCAGUAUGAGUGGGAAGAGUCCUGCAGAGAAUAGCUUGAAUGUUAAAACCAAAAAGAAUGCACCAUCUGCAACAAUCCACCAGGGCGAAGAAGAAGGACCACUUGAUAUCUGGGCUGUUGUGAAACCUGGAAAUACCAAGGAGAAGAUUGCAUUCUUUGCAGCCCACCAGUGUAGCAAUAGGAUAGGAUCUAUGAAAAUAAAAAGCUCCUGGGAUAUUGAUGGGAGAGCUACUAAAAGAAGGAAAAAAUCAGGGGAUCUUAAAAAAGCCAAGAUACAGUUAGAAAGGAUGAGAGAAGUCAACAGCAGGUGCUACCAACCCGAGCCUUUUGCGUGUGGCAUCGAGCACUGUUCUGUGCAUUAUGUGAGUGACAGUGGGGAUGGAGUCUAUGCUGGCAGGCCUCUGUCCGUUAUACAGAUGGUUGCCUUCCUUGAGCAAAGAGCUAGUACUCUGCUAGCUAGUUGUGCGAAAAACUGCACAAACUCCUCUGCUGUUGUGAGGUUUUCUGGCCAGUCCAGAGGAGUGCCCCCAGCCUCUGAGCACUUCUCUGCUCCAGGAGCAUGUGAAGAACCCGUAGAAAGGGGGAAUCCUGAAGUUGGUGAACCACAGAGCGAACCAGUCCGUGUCCUCGACAUGGUAGCCAGGCUGGAGUCCGAGUGCCUGAAGCGGCAGAGCCAGCGUGAGCCUGGGAGUCUCUCGAGGAAUAACAGCUUCCGUCGAAACGUGGGCAGGGUGUUGCUCGCCGAUAGCACUCAGGCUGAUGAAGGCAAAACAAAAAAAGGUGCCAUUGAGGCACCUGAUGCUCAGGUGAAUCCUGGGGGAUCUGUAUCUGUAGUCUGUGUCCCCUCAAAAACUGAUGAUUCUCCUAAAGGGGACACGGCCUGGGAUGGUGCUUCUCGGGGCUGUCUCUCAUUGCCAGCAGGUGUGAAUUUCCACAUGGACGAUGCAGAAUUAGAGCCAGGUCCACAAACUGCCAUGAAAAAUAGCAACAGGUAUGAUGUGGAAAUGACAGAUGAACUUGUUAGGUUACCUUUUUCUCACACCUGUCCCCAAGCCACUGAACUGGCCACAGAUGCUGUUGACGGUAUGAGUAGAGAGCCUGUGCCACUUACUAGCCACAAUCCUGAUCAGAGAAGAAAAGUAUCUUUGUGCAUUAGUAUCACUGUGUCCAAGGUGGAGAAAGAACAGCCUUCUAGUUUAAACUCCUGUGAAGACCCACUUCCAGGGAUGUUGUUUUUUUUGCCACCUGGUCAGCACCCAUCAGAUUGUUCCCAGCCGAAUGAAAGCACAAGAGAGUCCUCGGAGCCCAGCCGGUGCGAUGCUGCUGCUGAGGGUGACAGCGCAUCUGGAGAGAAAAGUGGUUCCGCUGAGCCGUUUGUAGCACCAGCUACUUCUGUGGAAAGUACAUUACCGGUGCUUGAGGCAUCCAGUUGGAAGAAGCCGGUGUCUCAUGAUUUUCUGGAGACCAGGUUUAAAAUCCAGCAGCUUUUGGAGCCUCAGCAGUACAUGGUUUUUCUGCCCCAUCACAUCAUGGUAAAAAUCUUCAGGUUACUUCCCACUAAAAGUUUAGUGGCUCUUAAAUGUACCUGCUGCUAUUUCAAGUUUAUUAUUGAAUACUACAAUAUUAGGCCAGCAGAUUCUCGCUGGGUUCGAGAUCCACGCUAUAGAGAGGAUCCUUGCAAGCAGUGCAAGAAAAAAUAUGUGAAAGGGGAUGUGUCCCUGUGCCGCUGGCACCCCAAGCCCUAUUGCCAGGCAUUGCCGUAUGGGCCAGGGUAUUGGAUGUGCUGCCAUCGGUCUCAGAAAGGCUUCCCUGGCUGUCAGCUGGGGCUUCACGACAAUCACUGGGUUCCUGCCUUCCACAGCUUUAAUCGGGCAAUCCAUAAGAAAGCGAAAGGGACUGAAACUGAAGAGGAAUACUAAGAGAGCCAACAAAAGGACCCAUUUUUGAAGCCACAAGACACCAUUCAAGUGAGUGUUGCCUCUCGAGAGUUAUCACUCUAGGAGAAUCUGCACUUACUCCAUCAGGACCGCCAUUGCUCAGGCAUUUUUAAAACUCUUAAUUUGUGAGCUUUACAGGAAAAUUGGUCUCAUUGUUUUAUAGUGGCAUCUCACAUCCAGGGUAGUAUCACACAGUUUGAUUUACUUGGCUGUUUUCCUAAAUCAAAUCCAUCCUCAAAGGAUGAAGACUUGCUGCCGUCAAGAACAUUCCGAAGAGUUCACUGCAGACUCUGCAGGCAGUCCUCAGAAAGAGGUUCUAGAAAUGUUUUGAGCACUGGCACCAUAUUUGAAGUAAGUGAAUAGUGUCCUAUGAAAAGAAUAGCAGGACUCUUGGAUGAAAGGUUAUUUCUUAAGAAGGAAAAGUCAGGCACCUUACCUUAGACCUUGUAUGCUCGAUCCUGUGAGAUUGAUGUUUGUGGUUGGAGAUGGAUUUCAUGCCCUGUGGUGUUUACAGUGUAUAUAAUGGUUGUGUUUUCAUAGGGCUAUGAAAGUGCACAUUAACCCCGAACGCCUUUACCUUUAAGUGAGUGCUUUGGCCCCUCUGUAAAUAACAUGAUUAAAAUCCAGUUGUACAUAAUGGACAGCUGGCUGAACAAUAUAGUCACCACAAUGCAGCUAGGAUAGUGUUGCGGCUAUAACUGAGUGUUUUUUGAUUGUCUAGUCUCAAUUUGUAUAUCCUGUAUAAACUAUGAAUGUUUCCUAAAUAAACUAUGAAUGUUUCCUGUAUAAUAUAUGAAUGUUUCUGAGAAGAAACUCUAAAUAGUUAAAGGCUAACCUGUUCAAAGGAUACCAAAUAAUGGUUUAACUGGACAACCUGAAAAUUAGCAUAGAGAACAAUCUUUCGUUAUAUUUUAGUGAUUCGCCAAGAUUGAGAGAAUAUUAUAUAGUCAGAUUAUAACAUUCUUGUCUAUUUUAUCCUUUGUCUGGUUACAAUUUUUUUUAAACUUCAAUAAAAACAUGCAUCUUAAAUGA
Molecule: messenger RNA, 5354 nt
Organism: Microcebus murinus (gray mouse lemur)
Lineage: Eukaryota; Metazoa; Chordata; Mammalia; Primates; Cheirogaleidae
Source: RefSeq, a predicted model, not a curated record